Leucoraja erinaceus (little skate) is the source of this 2644-nucleotide messenger RNA. Its product is annotated as trans-2,3-enoyl-CoA reductase-like. Gene Ontology annotation, biological process: very long-chain fatty acid biosynthetic process. The record is from RefSeq and is a predicted model, not a curated record. Gene Ontology annotation, molecular function: oxidoreductase activity, acting on the CH-CH group of donors. The coding region runs from base 1012 to 2082 and encodes 356 amino acids. The transcript is spliced from 12 exons. NCBI's taxonomy places the organism in Eukaryota, Metazoa, Chordata, Chondrichthyes, Rajiformes, Rajidae.
CGCUUGGUCAAACGCCUCAGGGUGAGUUCUUUCACUGCUCCUUUGGGAUUUUACUCCCCACUGGGUUUGGUCCGAGGCUGUGAUGAGUCUUGUAAACGUGUCGGCCAAACCGUAACUGAACGCGGGUAGGAAAAUAAUUUGAGCAGAGAUUCAACUUGAUGGCACUGUUGAAUGCCUUCCAUCAAGAUGUUAAUCAUUUGAAUAGACCGAUGUCAUUGGUAUUUUAGUUUUAGAGAUACAGCACAAGUCCUUUGGCCCACUGAGCCCACGCCAACCACCGAUCACCUGUAUACUUGUUCCUUGUUAUCCCAAAGAUAGACAAAAAAUGCUGGAGUAACUCAGCGGGUCAGGCAGCAUCCCUGUAUGACACAGCAUCUGCAGUUCCUUCGUGCUCAAGAAUCUGUCAAUCUCUGCUUUAAAAAUACCCACUGACUGGGCCUCCACCGCCUUCUGUGGAAAUGAAUUCCACAGAUUCACCACCCUCUGACGAAAUAAAUUCCUUCUCAUCUCCUCUCUAAAGUUAUGCCCGUCCCUUCUUUCUCCAGUGUUGCUUCAUUCUUUAACGUAACAAUUUAAGGAUACAAAUACUCCAACUUUGGAUUUAACUUUGCCAGCUUCUGUUCCCAACCCCUUGCUGUGUAAUGAUAUCGGGUUGUAUUAGCUUAAUCUGGACUCUGAAUGCUCUGUGCCUUGUGUAUCUCAGUAACACAGCACCAGCAGUCACUUUGAAGGCCUGGUGAUAAGGGCAGGAAAGUAGUCCGUCUCCCUGUAAGCUAUUCUGCCAUUAAAAGGAACACGCUCGACACAUUCACCCAACGACAAGUUAAAUAUAGAAGAGGAUUACAGAGCCAUUGUUUUCAGUCAUGUCAAAUAAGAUUAUAUACUUGAAAUGGAAUGUCACCUGACCUUUCGGUGAAUUGUCCGUCUCCGCGUCUAUUUAAAUGUUAGGGAAUUGCUCUCUUGUUGAAUAUCUGCUCUCCCUGUCCUUCGGGCGACUUAAGCAGGUGGAAAAUGCACGCACUUCAUAAAAGCAGAACUGCAACUGAAGAGAUCAAGCCACCCAGCAAACAAAGCAGCCUCAAAUCAUUGCUCUCCCUGUCCCAGUUUGUAUUGACUUCUGGCCAGCCCGGACAGCCCGCCUUUCAAAAACAUUCAAGAAUUUCUUAUCUGGAAGUGGAAGUUCUCGAUGCUCAGACAAGGAAGCAGAUUUGCAUUCUGGAAAAGAUGCUUCCUUCGUUUACCAUUGCUGAUGUGAAGCACAAGUUUUACAAAGCGUGUCCCCAGUGGUACCCUUCACGGGUCGGCUUGCAACUUGAAUCCAAUGGUCCUCCACUGAGGGAAACCCAAGCCCUUAAGAACCUUGCAACCUCAUCCAUUAUUACAUUAUACUUCAGAGAUCUGGGGACACAGAUAAACUGGACCACGGUCUUUCUAACAGAAUACACUGGGCCUCUCUUAAUCUACCUGUUGUUUUAUUUUCGCUUGCCAAAUCUUUACGGUUUGGAGGACAUAAACCACUAUAGCCGCCAACCCGUGGUGCACUUGGCUUGUCUCUGCCAUUCUCUUCACUACACCAAGCAGAUCCUCGAAACACUCUUCCUGCACUGCUUCUCUAACGAGAAUACUGCUCUGGAGAAGCUGCUGAAGGGCUGUGCCUUCUACUGGGGUUUUACUGCAUGGAUGGCUUAUUACAUCAACCACCCACUGUAUACACCUCCCAGCUUUGGCAAUAGACAAGUCAUGCCAGCUCUGGUCUGUUUUCUGGUCUGUGGAGCUGGAAACUAUUUUACAAAUGCUGUUAUAAUCCAAGUGCAUAAAACAGGUACCAAGAAUCAUUUUGUGAGACCAACUUACAACCCCUUAACAUGGCUUUUCAAACUGGUUUCUUGCCCCAACUAUACAUACGAGAUGGGAGCCUGGAUUAGCUUCACCAUUAUGACUCAAACAUUUCCAGUUGCCGUCUUCACUCUGAUGCUCUCUCUCCAGCUGAUAUUGUGGGCUCAAAGGAAGCAUUACCAAUAUCAGAAAGAUUAUAAAAAUUAUCCCAGCUACCGAACGGCCUUGAUCCCAUUCAUACUUUAAGCGCCUGAGUUCAUGCAUGUAGAUCUAGAGUUUUUAUACAUUGGUGUAAAGGAUGUUAAGCUUCGACUGCAGUGAAAAUAAAUAAAUGGAAAGAUGGUGACUCGCUUUCAAUGGGCCUGCACUAUUGCACAAACUCAUGAGCAACGGUGGUGCUAUUGUGUUAGACAGGAAGAAGCAGAGAUUGUCAGUGUAGCCAUGGUAACGUGAGCAAUAAGCAAACAUAAGGAGACAGAAGCUGCUGAUAAACCUGAUGAAAGUUGAUGGCAGGGAGUGUAGGAAGGAAGUGCAGAUGCUGGUUUACAUUGAAGAUAGGUACAAAUUGCUGGAGUAACUCAGGCAGCAUCUCUGGAGCGAAGGAAUGGAUGACAUUGCUGGUCGAGACACUUUUAGUUUUUUUUAGUUUUAAAGAUACAGCGCAGAAACAGGCCAUUCAGCCCACUGGGUCUGUGCCGACCAGCGACCCCCGCAUAUUACCACUAUCCUACACACACUAGGGAGAAUGUUUACAUUUAUCAAGCCAAUUAACCUGCAAACCUGUACGUCUUUGGAGUGUGGGAGGAAA